AUGAAGACGCAGAGCGAGGGGGACAUGGACGAGCAGAUCCAGGAGCUCAAGACCAUCACUCGGCUCCAGGAGCAAUGCCGGGCGCUGCAGACCCAGGCCGUGAAGGAGAAGACCGCCAAAAACAAGGCGACGCAGGCGCUCCUGCGCAGCAACAUCCGUCAGGGGGCCCAAGACUGGGCUUUGGCAAAGAAGCGCUCUUCCUCCUGGGGUCUUGCUGCUGCGCUGUCACGGGCAGAAGCAGCCCUGGGAGAGUGCCUGGCGGGGCGGGCGGCAGGGAACGCAGAGACGCCCGCCAGCUCAGCUGCCGCUGCCCCACAGUACGACCAGCGGUCCAUCUCCAAGGCCUGCGGGAAGGACAUGCCCACGAGGCUGGCGCACUGCCGCUGCACCAUGGAGGUGGCGCGGGAGAAGCUGCGCAAGUACGUCUUCGACCGAGUGAACGCGCACAACGCGCUGAUCCAUCUGGCGCGGCGGCGCGGGCAGCAGCUGGAGAGCAUGCAGCUGGAGCUGGCCAGCCUGCAGAACCAGCCGACCGCCACCAAGGAGGAGCUGCGCCUGCUGCAGGUCAUCCGCCAGCUGGAGAACAACAUCGAAAAGACGAUGAUCAAGAUCACCACGAGCCAGAACAUCCACCUGCUGUACGUGGGCCUGCUGGACUAUCUGAAGAAAGAGCUGGCGGGAUACCCCACAGAGCUGGACAAGCUGCAGAGUCUCGUGGCCGAGUACUGCUCAGAACUGUCGGACAUGACUAUCAUGUCCCAGGACGCCAUGAUGAUCACGGACGAGGUCAAGAUGAACAUGAGACAGGGGGAGGCGACCUUCAUCGAGGAGCGCCGGGCGCGGGAGAACAGGCUGAACCAGCAGAAGAAGCUCAUCGACAAGGUCCACACCAAGGAGACCAGCGAGAAAUACCGCUGGGGCCGCAGAGACCUGGACUUCCCCUCCAAUCUCAUGGGAAUGGAGACCACGAAGGUGAAGAAACGGGAGGCCUCCGUGGCCAACGUUGAGUACCAGGCGAACACGACCACGCUGGUGGAGAAAAUCAAGACGGCUGUGCGGUGCUCCCACCUCUGGGACAUCACAGGCCAGUUCCUGGCUCAGCGGACCACGGAGGACAACCUGGAGCUGCAGAUGGAGGACUGCGAGGCCAGGCGGGCCCAGCUGGGGGCCCUGAUGAGGAGGCUGGAGACAGAGGAGGCGCUGCUCAAGUUCCGCCAGGCGCCCAGCUCCAACAGCUUUGAGUCCGUCCAGAGGAAAAUGAAGGACACGCUGAGGGAGGAGGAGGAGCGGCUGCAGCUGGCCCACACUAACAUGACCAAGAGCCAGAAGCUGCUGCUGACCAUCCAGACGGGCAUCGACAACCUGUAUAUCCGGCUCAUUGGCAUCAUCCUGCCCCCAGGCCAGAAAGAAGCGACGCUCUCGGACAACCUCGACGUGCACGGCAAGCUGGCGUACUGCGAGAGGAAGCUGCUGUACCUGGCCAACAGAGUGCGGACGCUGUCCAUGACUGAGGAGAUCAACACGAAGGUGAGGGACGCCCUGGAGUCCUCCACUCUGAAGGAGAAGCAGAACACCAGGAUCAGCUUUGAGGACCUGGAGGAGGACAUGAUAGAAACCUUCCACUUCGCGGACGUGGACCACAGCUACGUCCCCUCGCGGGCGGAGAUCAAGGGGCAGGCCCAGCGCGUGAUCGAUGGGAAACUCAAGGUGGCCAAGAAGAAGAAGUGACCCGGAGCGGGACCCUGCCUGUCCCCCGUCCCCAGGCAGCCGUUUUGUUACAGAAAUAAACAUUUUGCCAUAA
This is a messenger RNA of Phyllostomus hastatus (greater spear-nosed bat), 1801 nucleotides long. RefSeq names its product coiled-coil domain containing 183 (gene CCDC183). The transcript has 14 exons. The record is from RefSeq and is a predicted model, not a curated record. The coding region runs from base 1 to 1728 and encodes 575 amino acids. Lineage: Eukaryota; Metazoa; Chordata; Mammalia; Chiroptera; Phyllostomidae.